AUUUUGAAAACAGUCACUUAUCCUAUUUUCUCCUGCCAACUUGACGCAGUUUGGCUGUUGCAUGAGGGUGAGGGACGGGAGUGCCCCAUUCACACUCCCUUUGCAUUUACGUACAACAGCGGAUCUCCCAGGAAGGACAAAUUAACGGGACACAGUCGAUGGAAGCAUUUGUGUGAUGUAAAAACCUUCCCGGAUGCAUCUGUUUAUUGUACUUAUCGGGGAAAACUGACUGUUUUAAACGACUGACGAUUUGGGAUACUGUUACUCUCUUUACUUUUCCGUGUAUCUAAACCGGCCAUUCAUUCAGUCAUUUAUAAAAGGUGCUGCACCCGUCUGGUUUUAGAUCAACCCGCCCUCUCCCCUGCUGUCUUUUUCUGAGUCCUGCGGUGAGGAUGGAUACCCGGCGAUCUUUCCCCAGGUACCCGCUGCUGGUGCUGCUCUGCACGGUCUGUGCACUGUCGGGGGCCCGGAGCCCCGUGGCUGCUGCGGGGAGGAGCUGCGCCGACACCCGGCAGGUGUACGCGGAGAAGGGCUACAGCACAGGCACCGCACCGCUGACUCAAAUCUCUGGUGAGCACCUGCGGCUCUGUCCUCAGGACUACACUUGCUGCUCCAGUCAGAUGGAGGAGACGCUGGCCCUCCAGAGCGAGAGGGACUUCCUCAAAGCCAUCGAAGAGAACAGCCAGUUCCUUUUGACUACUUUUACCCAGAGACAUCGCAGGUUUGAUGAGUUCUUCAGAGAGCUUAUAGACUUGUCAGAGAAGUCUAUGAACCAGAUGUUUACCAAGACCUACGGCCGGCUCUUCACCCAGAAUGCACACGUCUUCCAGGAGCUGUUUGUGGAGCUGCGCAGAUAUUAUUCUGGGGGCAGUGUAAGUCUGUCAGAGGUUCUCUCAGACUUCUGGUCCAGACUAGUGGAGCGAGUCUUCUCUCUGGUUAACCCCCAGUAUCAGUUUAGUGAGGACUACCUGGAGUGUGUCAGCAAACAUGCCGAACAGCUGCAGCCAUUUGGGGAUGUGCCCCGCAAACUGCGCGUACAAGUGUCAAGGGCUUUCAUUGCAGCCAGAGCACUAUCUCAGGGCUUGGCUACCGGUCGGGAUAUUGUUAACAAAGCAACAAAGUUGACUGCAGAUUCAGAGUGUGUGCGUGGGCUGAUGCGUCAGUGGUACUGCCCACUGUGUAGAGGAAUGCCCUCCCUGCGGCCCUGCCACUCCCUGUGCCUUAACGUGAUGAAGGGCUGCUUAGCCAAUCAGGCCGACCUGGACACCGAAUGGAACAAUUUCAUUGAUGCUCUGUACCAGGUUUCAGAGAAGUUGGAGGGGCCGUUCAACAUGGAGCUUGCAGCCGACUCCAUCUCUGUAAAAGUGUCGGAGGCCAUCAUGCACAUGCAGGAAAACAGUGUCAGCAUCUCAACUAAGGUGUUCCAAGGUUGUGGAAGCCCCAGGCCAGCUCCAGGACGGUCCAAACGCUCACCCAAAGAGUCAGGGGGCAACAGGAGGCCCUUCCGCACCUACAGCCCUGAGGAGAAACCCACCACUGCUGCAGGCACUAACCUGGACCGACUGGUUACCGAGCUGAAGGAGCGACUGCGGCCCAUGCGUGGCUUCUGGGUGUCCCUCCCACACACCAUCUGCAACGAUGAGAAGAUGGCUACCGACGUCACUAAUGAGGACCGCUGCUGGAACGGGCAGACCCGGGGGAGGUACCUUCCGGAUGUGACAGGCGACGGGCUGGUCAGCCAGAUCAACAACCCCGAGGUGGAAGUGGACAUUGCCAAGCCAGAUGUGAGGACCAGACAGCUGAUCAUGGAGCUGAGGGUGGUGACCAACAAACUGAGACAUGCUCAGAGCGGACAGGACAUGGACUUCAUGGACAGUGAAGAAGGCAGUGGCUCAGGAGGUGGAGAUCAUGGUGAAAGGUACAAUGAUGAUUGGCCAGGCUAUGGGCCUUACUCUCCCCCCUACAACAAGCCCCCUCAUACCCCCGCCUCCAACCCCGCAAAGCCGCCUCGAGUCCGAGAAAGAAAUGGGUCCAAGUGGAGCAGGAACAACGGCCACGGACGGGUCAGAUCUGCAACCAGCCAGCUCACUUUCUCCCUGGUUCUUUUGUUGUCUUUGCCUUUCAUAGUCACUGUUGCCCCCAUGUGGAGAUAGCUGGUUAUUACAGUCUGGAGAUGAAGGUUUUCUGUCAUGCUGGGGUCUCAAGCACAUUGUGAAGAAAAAAAAUGUCAUUCCAUUUGGUUACACCAGCAGGAAAAAGACUAAACAGGCUAAUUUAGCAAUAAUCAAAAACCUGUUUAUGGCACAAACUAAAAUAAGUUAAAGUGAAUAUUUUCCCAAGCCACAAAAGAGGCAUUACCAGGCAUUGAUGAUUACAAACAAUACUUAAUAAGUACUGCCAUUUUUUUAGUCCCAUUCAUGAGAUGUCUGACCUGUUGAGUUUUGAUGCUGAAUGAUGUGCAGUGCUGGAGCAUCUAAGUCUUGGGGGUGAAAGAGAAACAAAGUACAAAAAUAGCAAAUGAAUUAGUAGCAUAUUUGGGUGAUGAAGCUCGUCUCUCAUGGUUUGGUGGUCUGUGAGAUGGAGGUUAGUCGUGCCAGUCAAUUACCGUGUAGUUUCAGUGAGCAGCUGAUUUGAUCUGAGUGAGUUUGUUUGCUACCUUUCUCAUGAAAUGAAGUUAAUUGAUUUUGGUUUCAGUCCAGUUGUGGUUCAUUUUGCUUAUUUUUCAUCUUGUGCGGGUAGUAACAUUUAAUUUACUUGCUUAGUUAAACCUCCGUAUUUUGGCUUGGAUAUUAAAAGAAGUCAACAGUAUGAAUCUUGAAACCAAACAAGGGGCUUAUUUUGAAUGUACCUAAACUCAAAUUAUUUUGCGUUUACUUGUGAUGACAAGGGGUUAAUUAAUGUAAUAUAUUGAUGUUUUUAAUUUAUUUGUAAUAUAAUAUUUCAUUGUUCUUAUUGUUAUGAUUUUUAAAGGCAAGGGCUGAGUGUUUCUAGCUUUUAAACUAAGUGUUUCUUUAACUUUCUCUGGUAUAAAAGGAAAAAGGAAAAAUCAAGUUGUAUUUAUAAAUACUUUUCGCAAACCAAUCACAACAAAUUAAUUAUCAUACAAUAUUGGGGUUUUUUUUCUGGUGUUUUUAGCCUUAACCAGAGAUUAAGGAGCAAUGUGUGUGUUUUAUAUUGUUUGUUGUAUGUUCUGGUUCUGAGGUCAUAUUGAGAAAAUGUUGGGAUGUUUUUUUAAUGCUGCACUUUUCUACUUAUUUUUCCUAAAAGCAUAACAAAAGAUAAUGAAAACAGUGAGCGAGCACAUGAUGUGAUGUAAAAUUGGAUUGAAUGUUGACGAAAAGACAAAUGCUGUCAAGAACUGAGAGAUGACGGCUCUUAAUUUUCGUAUGCUGAAUGUGUUUUGACGAAUAUAAAAUCAAAAGAUAUUCAAGAAGGAAAAACAAAACUUGUGAGGAGUCAUCCAUGGACAAAUGAUGAAGAGCGUGAACUAGAAGGAUUAGUUUGACAUUUUGGGAAAUGCUCUUCACUUUAUUGCUGAGAGUUAAAUGAGAAGAUUGAUACCACUCAUGUGCCUAUGGUAAAUGUAGCCAGCAGCUGGUCAGCUUAUCUUAGCAUAAAGACUGGAAAUAGGGGGAAACUGCUAGCGUGGCUCUAGCCAAAUGCAGUGUAAUCCCCCUACGAGCACCUUUUUAAAGUUCACCAAUUAACACAUUGUGUUUCAUUUGUUUAAUCUUUAAAACCGAGAAAUUAUCGCAGGAUUAUGUGCUGGACUAUUUCUUGCCUGGGACCACUUGCCAAGUCACCAGCAGAGACUCCAGAAAGUUACUGUUAUGAGAAAUAGUCACAGCACAUAAAAUGGCAAUUUUUUUAUUCUUUGUAUGAAUUAAACAAGAUAUGUGUUAAUUAGUGAGCUAUAGAGGUACUGGUUGUUGGGUUUUGUUAUCUUUGGACAGAACUAGGCUAGCUGUUUCCUCCCCGUUUCAAGGUUUUAUGCUAAGCUAACCAGCUGCUAGCUCCACUUUCAACUCUUGGCAAGAAAGCAAAUAAACGUAUUCUAAAAAUUUUGAACUAUUUCUUAAAGACGAUGAAAGUUGAUUGAUAGGAUCCCAAAAGAGAACAGAGAUACAGAUGGAGAAAAAAGGGAAUGUAUAGAUGCUGUGAAAGGACACUUUUCUGUUGAAUGAUUUGUGAAAUUCACUUGGUUGUAACAGAAGUACACUUCUAGUCAAAUCGGCCAUUGCACCUGUAAAAUACAAAAAAAAAAACAAGAGAAGGGUUUCAUUUAAAAAUGUUGCCAAAAAUAAUUACUUUUACUACUUUUAAUCACUUGGCAUAUGACAAAGAUGAUUUCAUCCUCUAAAAUGGCGCUCCUUUAUAAAGAGUAGGUAAAAGGAAGGUAUAAAGUUUGGUGUUAAUAUUGGUGAGUGAUUCAUGCCAGCAAUCUAAUUGUUGGAGUUUUUAUGUCAAAUUUAAUUUUGGAAUGAAACCUUUCAAAGUCAGUAGGGGCCAUAUACAAGACUUCACCACAAACAGUAUUAUGUUGCACAACUACAAAUGAAAAAACAUUUUCACAGUAUUUCUAAAGCAACAGUAUUGUAAUCAUAUGUGCUUUCGAUGAUCAGCAGUCAGAUUAGGAUGUGGUGGCUACAAUAUUUCCAUAGAAUUUCAGGUAAAUUGUUCUUUAGUGCAACCUCCCAUCCAGUCCCACUACUCGCACAUUCCUUUAUGGUGAAAGUAUAGCACAACUUUUUUCAUGUUGUAACAGUUUUUUGGUAUUAAACAAGUGAUAUUUUCUGCUUCAUUAAAAAAAAAGUCAAAAGUA
This is a messenger RNA of Siniperca chuatsi (mandarin fish), 4822 nucleotides long. It is a transcript of the gene gpc2, whose product is annotated as glypican 2. The record is from RefSeq and is a predicted model, not a curated record. Gene Ontology annotation, cellular component: cell surface; synapse; extracellular region. Gene Ontology annotation, biological process: smoothened signaling pathway; regulation of protein localization to membrane; regulation of signal transduction. Lineage: Eukaryota; Metazoa; Chordata; Actinopteri; Centrarchiformes; Sinipercidae. The transcript has 11 exons. The coding region runs from base 393 to 2153 and encodes 586 amino acids.